This is a messenger RNA of Tuber melanosporum (Perigord truffle), 1944 nucleotides long. RefSeq lists its product as uncharacterized. The record is from RefSeq and is a predicted model, not a curated record. NCBI's taxonomy places the organism in Eukaryota, Fungi, Ascomycota, Pezizomycetes, Pezizales, Tuberaceae. The transcript is spliced from 6 exons. Gene Ontology annotation, biological process: negative regulation of phosphatase activity; negative regulation of transcription by RNA polymerase II. Bases 67 to 1890 code for a protein of 607 amino acids. Gene Ontology annotation, molecular function: transcription corepressor activity; chromatin binding; phosphatase inhibitor activity.
CGGCAACUGCCUUCCCCCUGUUUCCCCCCCUAUUCCCCACUUUUCGUGAAUACCCUCAUAAUCGCCAUGCCCAUUGAGGUAGAGCGAUCACUUGAGCUUCAUCGUCAGCGUCUUGAGGCUUCGCUGGAGAAGCUGAGGAAGGCACUUAGGCACUGGCAGAUUUCCUCUGCCGAGUAUGAGGCAUUGAGGGAGGAACUACAGGUGCUACCUGGUGAUGCUACGCGUGAGGAUAUGUUGAAAGUUGGGAGUGGGUUUGGUGGGACUGUGGUUGAUGAGGAAGAUGUGAAAGCACUUCUGGGAGAUAACGUUGGCAUAAGGAGGACAGUUGAUCAAGCUAUCGCAGCAGUGGGUCACAGAAUCAAUUAUGUUCAGGAAAAUGUGGAUAAGGUUCAGAAACAAAUCGAUCAAGGCGAAACUGAACUGGCCCCCCUCCUCGUUGUUAAUGAGCCAGAUCUUAAAGCAGAAGACGGCUUACCAAUUAUGGAUAUUCGUGAAGAAUUAGAUGAGGAUGGGAACAUUAUCAAUACUACUAUCAGCGGAGCCGACCCCAGCUCGGCGAAGGCUUUGGAUACUACACCACUUGAACAGCUACAGAAGAUGGUCGGAACGGAUGAAGAUGCAAAGGAACAGAAGCUUCCUGUUGAAGCUUCAGAGGAAACCUCAGAAAAUAAGCCAGCCGAGGCGUCUAAACCCUCCCCCCAGGUGCCAUCCCCAAGUGCGCGAAAGAGUGAUAAAACCCCAGCGAAGGGCGAGCUAGAUGGCGUUAAAACCAUAUCUCCUAAAGAUGAAGAGGGUGGUGGCUUUGUUAGAGUUCUCGACGAUCCAGUUCUGAAUGAGGAAGACUUCGUAAAGGAAGUACCGACAGAUUCACCUGAGGAGGCCGAGAUGAGAAAACAGAUGCUCAACUAUAACUUGCAAGAAAUUGGGGCUGUAGUGGCGGAAAUCAACCUUGAGGACGAGGGGAUAUAUUAUGGGCAUGAAGGCGACUCAAAUGAAGAGACAGAUGAGCUGGAUUCUGAGGAUGAAGACCGCUAUGGACGCACUGCUACCCGGGUCAUCACUCUCGAAUAUCAGAAGGAAAUGGAGGACUUGGCCCGCAAGAUUAAGGAACGUGGAGUAGUGGCAAGGGCCGCAGAGGCCAAGUUGCGGGAGGAAGAGAGUCAACGGAGGAAGGAUGAAGCAAAAACCCGAAAACCGAAGAAGAAGAAAGGUGUCCGGUUCGCCACUGAGCCAGAGAUAUCUACGGCACCGCCACCCAUGCCUGACUUCCCGGCACCACCGUCAGCUCAUAACACGGAAGAUGCUCUUCCACUAUUGGUUGAUCUGCUUGUUAUGGAUGCCAUGCGGAGAAGCGGGACGGUCCCCGGGAACACAGCUCCUGUAAAAGAGAAGGGACCCAGCAUCUUCAAAAGUGAGAAGACUAAAGUGCAGAAUAAAAAAAUUGAAGAGACCCCUGAACGGGUGGUUCCUACAUCAGUCAUUAGCUUAGAUGUCAUGGAACGUUCUGCAGAUGACGGGCCGACCUCACUUGAGCCUCCUGCGUCGAAAUCACGGAAGGUUUCACGGUUCAAGGCGGCAAUGGCUAUUCCCCAGGACGAUGAUGUUGACAAUGAUGCUUCGCCUCCUAAAACCAGUACGAAUGGCUCCGUUAUUGAGCGAGAAGUGUCUGAAUCUGCUCCUGUUCAGCCACCUGAUGAAUUAAAUCCUCUUACUCACAGGUCUGAGGUUGCAGUUGAGUAUCACAGAUUAAGGAAUAAGAUGAUACAGCAGCAGGGUGUAUUUGUCGGGAGUGGGGAAGAGAUGGCGAAAGUGCUAUUGGACGAUAAUGGAGAAACCCAGAAAGUUAGCCGAUUCAAAGCGGCAAGAAUGAAGGGAUUGCUUCCAUCAUAGGAAUAGCUUAGAGGGAGAUAUUAGCAAGCUCAAUAAUACUUACAUCUCAUAUCG